Molecule: messenger RNA, 702 nt
Organism: Striga asiatica
Lineage: Eukaryota; Viridiplantae; Streptophyta; Magnoliopsida; Lamiales; Orobanchaceae
Source: the annotation of a GenBank genome assembly
AUGUUCCAGUCAAGGGGCUCUAUUUCUUCCGUCGAUUGCUUAGGGAUUCAAAAGGCCUCUCCGAAUCGGACCGCAAAAGUGGUUGAAUCUGGGCUAGGUCCGACGACGUCCCGAAGUAGUUUAGAAGGAGGAGUUCUGGGUCUGGAGAUGGUGGUGGCUUGGACGGCCUAUGUCAUUAUGCCAGUUAGUGCCAAAAAUAUUAGUACAACUGUUAGACUGUACAAAUUCAGUGCCAUCAACAGCAAAUUUUUGCAAGCCCUCUUUUUUCUCCGGCGACACCAACCUUAUCGCCGACAUCCUCGCCGCAAGCAACCGCCACGCAGCAGCCGCCAAGCAACAACGACCGCGAGCCCUCCUAGCCGCAGAACGUGCAUCGAGCCCUCAUCGUCGCCGUCCUCGAGAACUUCGUUGAGAACGUGCACGCCGCGGUCUACCGAGCCAUCCCUGCGGUCGUCAUCUCCAGGUAAGCGGUCCGAGAAUCGUUCCAUUCUCGUUCUCCAUGAAGUUGACGAGAGAGAUGAAGAAUAUCUUUUACGGUGGAUGAUUUUGGAUUGGAGUAUAUGUACAGUAUAUGACUUGCAUCCUCCCGAGCCAUUCCGCGGCUACUACGGCAUCCUGGCCGAUGUGAACUUUAGAAAACAUACACAAAUCACGCGCACAAAAAGAAGGAGAGGAAGUUCAAUUGAUAUGGUAAAUAUAUAA